Messenger RNA from Stegodyphus dumicola, 4379 nucleotides. RefSeq names its product Acyl-protein thioesterase 1 (gene Apt1). Gene Ontology annotation, molecular function: palmitoyl-(protein) hydrolase activity; carboxylic ester hydrolase activity. The record is from RefSeq and is a predicted model, not a curated record. NCBI's taxonomy places the organism in Eukaryota, Metazoa, Arthropoda, Arachnida, Araneae, Eresidae. Gene Ontology annotation, cellular component: cytoplasm. Gene Ontology annotation, biological process: protein depalmitoylation.
UAAAAGUCACGUGGCCGCACACUUCCGCCGUCACUGGACUCUGCAAAAAUGCUAUCGUAUGAGGUUUAAGUCUAGUUAGUUACUUAAUUUAGAGUUUAAAAAAUAAAUCUAAAGCUAUUAUUACACUUUUUAGGAAGAUAGGCACUAAAGCGUCCAGAAUGUCUUCGUCGCCGGUGGUUAUUUCUGCCGCUUCGAAACACACGGCAUCGGUUAUAUUUCUCCAUGGUCUUGGAGACACAGGGCAUGGAUGGGCUGCUUCAUUACAGUUGCAAAGAAUUCCUCAUGUCAAGUAUAUUUGUCCUACUGCACCAACAAUGCCAGUUACUUUAAAUAAUGGGUAUAGAAUGCCAUCCUGGUUUGAUUUAAGGAGUCUAGAUGCAGAUGGUCCUGAAGAUGAAGAAGGAAUCAAAAGAGCUUCUGAAGCUGUAUUUCAGAUGAUAGCAAAUGAAGAAGAGAAGGGAAUUCCUUCACAUAGAAUUGCACUUGGUGGAUUUUCUCAGGGUGGAGCUCUUGCUUUAUAUUCAGCUCUUCGUUGCACGAAACCUUUGGCUGGUGUAGUAGCAUUGAGUUGUUGGUUACCUCUCUAUAAGCAGUUUCCAGUUGCAGCUGUAGGAAACCUAGAUAUUCCUGUUUUGCAGUGUCAUGGAGAACUAGAUACUGUUGUACCAUAUAAAUGGGGUAAAAUGACUCAUGAACUUCUAAAGACAUUCAUGACGAAUGUGGAGCUUAAGACUUUUAAUGGAUUAUGCCAUACUUCAUGUGAAACGGAAAUGAAUGAAGUGAAAGUAUUUUUGGAAAGAAUUCUGCCCUGAUUUUGUUCUUCAAAAGAAUAAUAUUAUAGCUCUUGAUAUUAUUUCGGUACUUAUUUCCCCCCCCCUUUAGAUUGUAAAUGUUUUUUCACUUAACUUCUUUUCUAAUUUAAAUGACUCUAAUGCCAUUAUUCACCUUAUUUUGUGUGAUCAGUAUUAACUUAUCGUAAUGACUAUCUAUGUAACAGUAUAAUUUUUGUUAUUUCAUGAUGUGCAUUUUUGUAAAUUUUAAGGAAAUUGCAUGACAGAACCAGAAAUAGUUCUGUAGUAUACAUUUAUUCCCCUGUAAUAUUUUAAGACUAAUUUGUUCACAGAAUUACAUAUGCAAGCAUUUUUUCCCUCUGUUUUAUUCAACAACUUUUUAAGCCUAUAUUUUUAACCAUACAGAUGUAUUUUGUAUAUAAAAAAGAAUGCAAUUUUUGAAAGUCCAUCAUCUAAUAUUUUUAUUUUAUUAAUGCAUUAUAAUAUGCUAAUCUGAUUUGUUGUCAUAGAAAAUAAGUAAUAGACACCAGGUUCUGAAAAUUGGCAUACUUUUUAAGUUUUUUUUUUUUUUUUUUUUUUUUUUUUCCAAAUGCUAUUAGUAUUAACAUAAAUUCAUUAAUCAACUUAAUUCUUAAAUAGCUAAGUUUGAAAUUUUAUUUUCAAAUUUUUCUGUGGUACUACUAAAAGUUCCAGUGCCUUUAAAUUAAAUGUUACUAUAACUAAUUUUUAUUGACUUGUUUUCUUAAAUACAAAUUUGUGCUUCAUUCACCAUUUUAAAUAGCUGUUAUUGUCACUCAGCUGAAGAGUUCAUAUUAAUGAUAAGUUUUUCUUUGGUUUAUUAAUUACUAGAUUUUAAUUAUGCUAAUGCUCUGCAAGUAGUUUAAUUAGUUUAACUGUAAUGUUGUAUUAAAUUUUCUGAAUUUAGUAAUUUGAUACUUUUCAUUUCAUUUGAUUAUGAAAAGAUGUAAAGGACAAAUUAAAAGUAAUAAUAGAACUAAUUAGUCUCUUGUGCAAUCAGAAAGAAUUUAAUUCUAUGUUAAUAAUAGCAUUUGAUUUUGCUUUAUAUUUGAAUUCUAAUCUUUGAAUAUGAAAUUUUUUUUAAUUAUAUAAUUAUCAAGAUUUCUUGCAAAUGAGAAUUUUGUGAAUUUUUAUUCCUUAACUUUUUUGCUCUCAAUGCAGGGAACAUGAAGUUUCCUAUGGGUUUGUAAACUUGGAGCACUGAAAAUCACAGUGUGUCCAAUCAAGUUUCACAAUUAAGCCUAACAUGAAAAAUAAUUCCUCUAAAAUCUGAUUUUUAUUGAAAUGUUUGGAUUCUUUGAUGCAUUAAUUUUUUUAAUGAAAUAAAAUUAUAUUUUAAAUUUAAAUUAAAAAAUAAAUUUUAAUUGCAACAUUACUAAUAAUUAUUAUAUAUUUAAAAUCUGAACUGUUUUGCUCCAUUAUAAUAUGAAAAUAAUUACUAAAAAACAAAUAGCAAAAAAAAAAGAAAGAGAGAGCAGUUAAGACUAACUAUUAUAGCCUGUUGUCAUAUUUGUACAAAAUUUUAAGCUGUUUAUACUGCGGGAAACCUUUCUAAACUCUGAAUGUGCAUUGUAAACAAUACAUGCUUUACUUUCACAGGAACAGUAGUAAAUAAUACUCAUAACUAAAAGGUUAAUAGGACAUUCCAUUCAACUAAAUUUUAUGGCAUUCUGACAUGAUUCAUUUGCAUUUUAAAAUGCCAAAUAAAAUGUUCCAUUUCAAUGUAUUAAAUAUGAUACAGUGGUCCAGUAAUGACACUUCCCUCCUGUAUCACAUUUGUUAUGGUGGACCCACUGGGGGAAACUCAAGUGUAUCGUAUAUGAUAUGCUGGGAGCAAAGAAGUUAAAGUUUUAGAUUUGAAAUUGCCAAUAAAUAGAACUCGGCUUCCUGAAAAACCUCAUUAUGCAUUCAGCAAAAUAAAUUUGAGGUACCCAAAUUAAAAUUACGUAUAAGACCCUUUUAUAUAUGUAUAUUGUUUUCUGUGUACAAACUAGUAUCAGAUUAAUAAUAAAUUUUGCUUACAUCUUCUAAGGUCGUAUAUGGAACUUUCCUUAAAAUGUUUUCUUAAAUAAUCAUUAGCAUUAAAGCAUAACAUCUGACUACAUAAGAUGUUUUAAUAGUGCACGGAACAAUUUAAUUCAUGCAUUUAAAGAAUGUGUGUUAUGUUAGAAUCAAAAACAUUCACAAAUUGUGAUUUGACAUGUGAUUUCUUGAUAGUGAAAUAAAUCUAUUAAAAAAAGUUCCCACUAACCACCAUUGUGUGUAUAAGUAUGGAACUGAAAACUUAAGUUGAUGAAUAUAAAUAUUUUCAUAUGUAAAAUUAAAAAUUAACAAUUCAAAUGCAAACAUAUAAUUUAUAUUAAGAUAAAUUUCUUGCAACAAAUUAAUUUUCUAGAAUUCACCUUUUGUGGCUUAAACUAGUGUCCUCGAACUGUUGGCCCACAAAGCAACUUUACGUCGUCCACGAAUACAUUUCUCUUAAUUAAGUUGUGUUAUUAUGCUAUUGAUUAUUAUAACAAGAAUCCAAAGAAAACAUCUUAGAUUUUCAUGAUGUGGAGUCCAAUUUUACAUUAUUUUCUUUACUCAAAGCGAACAUGAGUAAUGACUCAGAAAUCUAUAAAUGGUGUUAAUUAACGCUGUGAUAUAAAACGUAUUCAAAGAUUUGAUUAACUUUUAUUCAUGCUUAUCCAAAAGAAAAAUUUCCUCAGUUACGAUUAUUUGCAAUAAGAAUAAUCCCUUUGUUUGUGAGUACAUUGGUGUGUGAAAACUUUUAUUCUUAGGUGAAAAUUAGUGAAAAAAACCCAAUUGGCCGAUGAGCAUCUCAUAUUUUCUAUUAAUUUUUCUCCAAGAUUUAAAACUUUAUCAAAAUUUAAAUGGCAUGAAGUGUAGUAAGAAAUGAAGAAGUUUUGUACCUACUUAUUACCCGUAAACUGUAAAAGUUGGUAAAGAUCUUAUCAAAGUUGCAUCAUUGGUUCUUGCAGAAUUCUGAAGGACCCUUUCUUAAUUUACUAAAAAUCCGUAAUCAACAAGCUUCGUUUUUGUUCUUCAUAAGAAGGUUUUCAUGAAUUUCUAUAUUGUUACAUCAUCCGAUUUUGCCACAAGCUCUGUUUAGAGUACUUUGAGUACAAACUUCUUGCAGGAAACUUACGGUCUAUUAUUGUUUUGUCGACUAUAUUCAGCUGGCCAUAUUAUGUUCAUUAAUAUGCUUUUUUGGUAGAAUCCUGUAAUUUUGAAAAUAAUCCAUUGCUUGCUGUUCUGUAGAAGGCAGAUUCCAAAAUUUUUUUCCCCAAAAGUACAAAGGGGAAAGUUAAGCAGUAAUAGUUAAUUUAAAUCCUUGUUCAUAAAGACAAAAAGGUGCAUAUCAAGAAUCAAGUGGGCUGACAUCAGAUGAAAAGGAACAUUUUACGAGUAUGUUGUUAAUUCAUGUUUGUCUAAAAUUGACUGCUUUGUGACAGUUUGAGGGCUCAAGGGGAUAAUACAUAAGUACCAAAGUUUGUAAUUAUUUAACAUGCAAAUGUAUUUUUUCUGUAUUUUUCAAAGAAAAAUUAAUGAAUAAAGUUAACAAAAUAA